UUGGACCAGCUCAUUGCGGAAGUCGUCGAGACCCACUUUUUCUUCACAAACCCACAAACAACUGGGAUCAUCCGCCCCGGCGUCGCCUCGUCGACCUGUCCUGCUGCAGUUCGCAUCACGAGGCCUGUACUUGUCACCUUGACGACGUGUAGAUUGGCGAUACAAACCGACGCUUUUGCUUGGCUCUGCCUACCGGCGAGGCGUCGUGGAAUGUGCACCGGUUCGGGGUGUCGAAAUUGUUUGCCGUCAACAUCGACAGUCCGGAUUGAUUGGUAG
Molecule: messenger RNA, 276 nt
Organism: Protopolystoma xenopodis
Lineage: Eukaryota; Metazoa; Platyhelminthes; Monogenea; Polystomatidea; Polystomatidae
Source: the annotation of a GenBank genome assembly